AUGCCACCUGCACCUGUAAAUGGCAAGGCCAAUAUCAAGGCCGAAGUCCUCCAGACCUUGCUCUCCAAAUAUCGUACAGACCCUACUACAAAGAAUGCCGCACAGAUCAAGGAUCUGGUUCAAUAUCACAAGCGAACACAACAAGAGGCCCGCUGCCACUACCCCUUCACCCUCGCCAAGUCCUUCUUCUCAGCGCUGUACUUGCGGACCUUGGCAUCACUACUGCUUGUGGUAGCGUCAACCAAAGGCUCAACCAAAGGCCGGCGUGCUACCUACAUCAUUGGAGGUGGGGCUAUACUAUUCUUGCACGUGGGAAUUAUCGCUAUCGGUAACGCAGUAGACCUGAGCAUGAUGUCUUCAGGGACGAUGAGCUCUUGGCAGAAUAGAAACUUUGUUGAACUGGAACAUGGCUGA
Filobasidium floriforme is the source of this 414-nucleotide messenger RNA. RefSeq lists its product as uncharacterized. Bases 1 to 414 code for a protein of 137 amino acids. The transcript is spliced from 2 exons. The record is from RefSeq and is a predicted model, not a curated record. Lineage: Eukaryota; Fungi; Basidiomycota; Tremellomycetes; Filobasidiales; Filobasidiaceae.